This is a messenger RNA of Protopolystoma xenopodis, 249 nucleotides long. The record is from the annotation of a GenBank genome assembly. Lineage: Eukaryota; Metazoa; Platyhelminthes; Monogenea; Polystomatidea; Polystomatidae.
AUGGAACAGCAAGAUCAGCAAAAAGAAGACGACUAUAUCAGGAUUGGAAUAUGCGGUCGUACUGGCUCCGGCAAGUCCUCUCUCUUGCAAGCAUUGUUUCGCACUCUUGAAGCCUCUGAUGGCAGCAUUCUUAUUGACGGUGUCGACAUUUCAAAGAUCGGUUUACACGACCUUCGCCAGCGUUUGACUCUAAUACCUCAGGUUAGAAGGCAGACACAUCACCAAAAACAUUUAUUGGUCGGUGUUUAG